This is a messenger RNA of Trichogramma pretiosum, 737 nucleotides long. RefSeq lists its product as uncharacterized. NCBI's taxonomy places the organism in Eukaryota, Metazoa, Arthropoda, Insecta, Hymenoptera, Trichogrammatidae. The transcript has 4 exons. The coding region runs from base 225 to 737 and encodes 170 amino acids. The record is from RefSeq and is a predicted model, not a curated record.
AUGAAUUCCUCAGUAAGCAAGUGUUUACGAAUUGGUGAAUUUGAGGUACAUACAGUGUUGACUACUCGAGGCGAUUAACCUUUAAUAAUUACUCGGGGUAAAUUAUAAAAAUUUAGAGUGCGAUUACAUGUUAUAAUCAAGCGAGUGAUGGAAUCAGAGAAGGCACAGUUAGAGUAAAGUACGAACCAGGCAACAUUUGGCCAGAUGCAGGCGAUGAUUAUAUUAUGAUCAAUUCGGUGAACUCUUGCGAGACUAAAAACUUUGAAACGUUUCCAUUUCAUAAAUCACCAGCACAUCACGCGUAUGAGGAUGAGUUAGAUGAAAAAAUGUUCAUCACUUCUGAGUGCAAAGAUGUUAAACUUGAAAUACCUUUUCCCCCCCAAAACAUUUGUAAAUCCGAGAAUCAAAAUUGCCUACCAACUGUGAAAGUAAAAUACGAAGAUCGGACCAAUGUUAUAAAUGAAUACACAUUUGUCGAUUUUGAGUGCAAAGAUGUAAAACUUGAUGUGCCGUCUCCAUCGACGGGUAUGUGCAAAUCUGAGAAAGAAAAAUAUCCAACAAUUGUGAAAAUAAAAAAGGAAGUUCAGAUUAGUUUCUUGCCUCAAAAAAGUCGAAUGAUUUUCAUGAAAAAAGAAGCAAGAAUGAAUACAUACAUUGAUACGACACUCAAAAGCAUUAGAUUAUAUGAAUGUGAGAUUUGUCACAAAUCAUUUGGACGAAAAGGCAUAUACGUUUAG